UUGCCGACAGUCAGUCAUAUGGUCAGACGGUAACGUGUGUGACUAAAAGCCCGCUGGCACCGUUUACCCGAUCCGUUCCCCGGUUAGAGGAGCAGCUAGCGGGUUAGCUAGCGGUCAGAGCGGGAGUGUUAGCUGCUAACAGCUAACAGAAGAUGGAGGAGUUUCUGUCGAGCUGCCGCCACGCUGCGCAGGCGAACACAGACCAGCCUGGACCACAGUUCCAUGUUGUUCUGGGGAACGAGUCCUGUGAUGUGGACUCCAUGGUGUCCGCGCUGGCCUUCGCCUACUUCCUGUCCAAGACUGAGCUCAGUGAUGUGCUCGCUCUCCCUCUGUUGAACAUCCAUCAGUCCGACCUGCUGCUGCGCUCAGACAACCUGUUCCUGCUGCGACAGACCGGUCUGUCUCCAGAGCUCCUGCUCUUCAGAGACCAGCUGGACCUGCGAGCCCUGCAGAGAGCCGGCCGCCUGCGGCUGACGCUGGUCGACCACAACGUCCUGGCCAGUGCAGACAGUGACCUGGAGGGGGCGGUGGUGGAGGUGAUCGACCAUCACCUGUUGGAGAGAGAGCCCUCUCCCUCCUGUCCUGUUACCGUGGAGACAGUGGGAUCCUGCGCCACCUUGGUAACAGAGCGCAUCGUCCAGAAAGCUCCGCAGAUCCUGGACCAGCAGCUCGCUCAGCUGCUCUACGCGGCGGUGGUGUUGGACUGUGUGAACAUGGCUCCUGCAGCAGGGAAGGUGACUCCUAAAGACAGUCAGUACGCUGCUGCGCUGGAGACUCGUUUCCCCGCUCUGCCACCGAGGGGCGCUCUCUUCCAGGCGCUGCAGAACGCCAAGUUUGACGUGUCAGGUCUGAACACUGAACAGAUGUUGUUGAAGGACAUGAAAGCUGUUUCAGGAAGUUUGAACCUCGCCGUCUCUGUUCUCUACAUCACACUAGAGGAGUUCCUGCAGAGGGCGCAGUUGGAGGCGGAGCUCUCAGGUUUCUGUCAGAAGUUUGGAUAUGAUUUGCUGCUGAUGAUGACCAUCUCUUUCACUGAGAGCAAAGAGCCAAUCAGAGAGCUCGCUGUGUUCAGCCACAGCUCCACCUGCAGGGAACAGGUGAGCCAGUACCUGGAGCAGGCCCGUAACCCCGCCCUUAACCUCUGUCCAAUCAGCAGCCCCCAUCCUCAUGUCACAGCCUAUCAGCAAGGAAACGUGUUGGCGUCUCGCAAGAAGGUCCUCCCCAUUGUUAAAGAUUUCCUGAAGGAGCAGGAAGGAGACGGUCGCCUGGGAGACGUGGAGGAAGAGGAGGAGUCUGGGGUCCCUCCGACCCCGAUGAACAGUCUGGUGGAGGGCUGUCCUCUGGACGAAGGUCUGCCUCACAUCAGCGCCCAGGACCUGGUGGAGAAGGUCAGCAAGAUGGCUGACAGAGGAGGGAACUGACCUCUGACCUCUUACCUGUCACCUGUGAGGAGUCAUCAGAUCUGAGGAUGAUGAAGGUCCCACAGAGACACAGAGAGGACAGAAGAAGAGUGAGUGAGUUUGUCUCUGAGACACAGAAAGUUUGUUUUUCAAUCACAAGUUGAUUUAUGUUUCGAACAUGGACGACGUCAACAGAACCAACAGAACCCACAGAACCCGUCUGAGGUUUGUGUCCAUGUGUCUGUUUUAGAAUGACGUCACUUGUUGCUGUGGAAUAUAAAGAGUUAAACAUGUUGUUCCUGUUUCCUGAUCAAAUACAGAAAAACAUGUUUCAGAAUAAAAGUGUUUGAUUUUACAGACGUUAAAUCCUGGAAAAUAAAAACAAUUAAAAACCUUG
Molecule: messenger RNA, 1797 nt
Organism: Seriola aureovittata
Lineage: Eukaryota; Metazoa; Chordata; Actinopteri; Carangiformes; Carangidae
Gene: prune1
Product: prune exopolyphosphatase
Exons: 9
Coding region: 153-1421 (422 amino acids)
Cellular component (GO): cytoplasm
Molecular function (GO): exopolyphosphatase activity
Source: RefSeq, a predicted model, not a curated record